Molecule: messenger RNA, 870 nt
Organism: Stereum hirsutum FP-91666 SS1
Lineage: Eukaryota; Fungi; Basidiomycota; Agaricomycetes; Russulales; Stereaceae
Exons: 11
Coding region: 1-870 (289 amino acids)
Source: RefSeq, a predicted model, not a curated record
AUGUCAACCUCGACAGAAAUCUUGCAUGAGAUAGUCUUCCAAGACAGACUGUGGAUCAUCAUAAACUACACUGCCAUUUUCUCUUCGACAGCCUUGUGGAUGAUUGACCUGCUUCAAACUUUACCUAUGGAGAUCAGCAUUGUCUGGUCAAGGAAACCCACCGGCACUGCGGUCACGGUCAUCUUCCUUCUGAACAGAUACAUAUUCGGAAUAUAUAUCAUCAUGUUGACCGUGUUUCAGAGUCCCGGCUCUGUCUCAGACGAAAGGUCUUGGCAGACCGUUGCGCUAUUCACUACGAACCUUAGCCUUGUUGUCGUUUUCAUAUCCCUGGUCUUCGAUACGCUCGUCUUUGGAGUCACCCUCAUCAAAACAUAUCGACACUUCCUAGAGAUGCGGAGAUACAAUCAGAGAAGCCUCACUGGUCUUUUGCUACGCGAUGGAACCCUUUACUUUUUUGUAGUCUUCACGAUUGCAGCUGUAAACUUUGCAUUGGAAGUUACUUCGGUGUUAAAAUAUUUCAAUGUGCUCUAUUUAAACCUUCGAGCGAUGAGUCGCCAAAAUGACACCGUAACAUCCGAAUACAAUGGCAUGCCCGAAAUGGCCUUCGCUCAAGAUCGAUUCUUAGGCAAUGUCGGCGCACCCCUCGAUCCUGAUUGGUGGAACACCCAAUUUGACGAUGAAGAGGGCGAUGAUGACGAGCCGACCGUUCAAGACGGCUCAACAAUGUCGACGGGAAAUAACGGGCUUACCACUCUCGUCCCAGUUGUUUAUGAGGGUGAAGGCCACGGCGACAUCGAGAUGGUACCCAUCCACAAAGAGUCCGGAACCCCUAUCGCAGGCCCAUCGCGUUCCGUCGACGCCAUGGCCUGA